CCCAAGGCGGAAGGUCAGGCAUCACGUCUCAGGCCCAAACUGCCAAGGGCCAGCCUGCCAGGGGGGUUAAAAAGCGGAAUUUUGCUAUUUCUGUUGGCUAAUGCUGAAACUGAUUGACGGUGUAAUACCAUUCUUAAAAUCCCAGUUGAUUAAAUAGAUCAUUAUAGAUUUUGAAGCCAUGCAGUUACAGAAUCAUUUGGAGCCAAUGGUUGUUGAUCCAGUCAAUGAAGAAAAUGAUAACCAAGAAGAAGAAGCUGUAAUUGUGGAAAAUUCAAAUUUGGACUUGGACUUGUUUUCAAGCAACUAUGGAGGCUUGGGUCGCCUUUAUCGCCUCAUCUUCAUUGCUGAUCGCUGUCCUGGGCUGAGGGAAGAAGCUUUGCUCAUGGCUUUGGCUCAUGUGCAAACCACCUGCAAUGUGGCUCUUUAUAAUAAAAUCAUUCAAAAGCUCCAUCAGCCUGGGCUGAGCAGUGGCAGUGGAGGGAGUGGCAACCUGCCUGAUGUUGCUGCCGGUGGAGGAGAGGCUGGCGCUAGUGGUGGUGUUUCCUCUGCACGCAGCACCCAGUCUAUUCCAGGCCCUGACUUACAAUGGAUUGAAGCAAAGACUAAGAAAGCCUCUAUGAAGCUUGAGAAGCUGGAUGCUGACCUUAAAAGUUCCAAAGUAAACAGCAUCAAAGAGAGCAUCCGGCGCGGCCAUGACGAGCUUGGUGACCACUACCUGGACUGCGGCGAACUGAGCAACGCCCUCAAGUGCUACAGCCGCGCACGUGACUACUGCACCUCUCACGUCCACAUCCUCACCAUGUGUCUCAAUGUCAUCAAGGUGUCCAUCUACCUGCAGAACUGGUCUCAUGUGCUGAGCUACGUCAGUAAAGCUCAGGCCACCACUGAGAGCACUGAUGCUAAGUCCGUGAUGGGGAGCAACAAAGAUCAAUCAGCAAUUAUACAGACGAAGCUCGCCUGCGCCGCUGGUCUUGCGCAUCUCGCAACUAAGAAAUAUAAUUUAGCAGCGAAGAGUUUCCUGGCAGCUCAGCUGGACAGCUGCGUGUACAACGAGAUCUUGUCGCCGUGGAACGUGGCUGUGUACGGCGGUCUGUGUGCCCUCGCCACCUUCACCAGACAAGAGCUGCACCAACGCGUCAUCAUGAGCAGUUCAUUCAAGCAAUUCCUGGAGCUGGAGCCGCAGCUGCGUGAUCUCAUCUUCAAGUUCUACCAGUCCAAAUACGCGCAGUGCCUCAAACUCCUUGAUGAGCUCAAGGACACGCUGAUGCUGGACAUGUACCUCGCCUCGCACGUCAAGACGCUCUACUCCAAGAUCAGGAACCGCGGCCUCAUCCAAUACUUCAGACCUUUUAAGAGCGCGAGCCUGGAGCGCAUGGCGGGGGCGUUCAACACUACGGUGAGCGGACUGGAGGAUGAGCUCAUGGCGCUCAUCUUGGAGGGUCUCAUUCAGGCCCGCAUCGACAGCCACAAUAAGAUCGUGUACGCUGCGUGUGUGGAGGAACGCAGCGUGACGUUCGAGCGCACGCUGGAGAUGGGCCAGCAGCACAUCGACCGUCUCCACAUGCUCCUUCUCAGGGCUGCUCUCAUACGACAGCAGAUGCACGUGAAGCCGCCAUCGCGUGAUGCAAUGCCAGGCUCGAGCGGCAGCGCUGCCGACACUCUCAGUGAACUGCAGGGUUCAUGAGAGCUUUCAUACCCGUUAUUUUUCUGCGUCGAACGAACUGAAGUUCUGCAACAUACUUUUUUUUCUUAUAGAAGAUCCAGUUCUACCGGAUUCAAUCGGUGCAAGUAGUAAUGGGUUCCUAAAAAAAAAUUUUUUUUGUUUCUAUUUUUAUUUUAUUUUAGUUUUGUGAAUGAAGUUGGCAUUACCACCAGGCGAUGAUGUACUAAGGAACAAAAUUGAUCGAAUUAAAAUUAUUAAAUUUCCAUAAAGCUAUAUGUAAAAUCGCAGAAAGUUAGGUAGAGACGCUCAAUCAAUCUAAUUACAUUGUUUUAAAUCACGAUGACGUCUAACACCAAUGGAAGGUAUGCUAACAAAUAAAGAUUCUUUACAAAAUUUC
Hyalella azteca is the source of this 2060-nucleotide messenger RNA. RefSeq names its product COP9 signalosome complex subunit 1 (gene CSN1b). The record is from RefSeq and is a predicted model, not a curated record. Bases 179 to 1684 code for a protein of 501 amino acids. Gene Ontology annotation, cellular component: COP9 signalosome. The transcript is spliced from 13 exons. Lineage: Eukaryota; Metazoa; Arthropoda; Malacostraca; Amphipoda; Hyalellidae.